CCGCGCCGCACCACCAUGCGGGACGACGAGCCCCCGCUGCUGUGCGCCUCCCCCGCGCCGCACUCGGCCCCCGACCGCAGCCCCGGCCGCCCUUCCCGCUUCAAGCGCGCGCUCCACUCGCUCCGCUCGUCGUUCCGCUCCGCCUCGCCCUUCCACUUCGCUUCGCUCAAGCGCAGCGGCUCCGCCAAAUCCUCAGUAUCCGACAGUGAGAUCGUGCGAGGCGAACGCACGAUGCGUAGGAAGAACAAGAAACAACGCGCAGACUCGGCGACCGCCCGCGCCGCCGCCGCCUCGCGGAGCACCGACAGCUCGCCCGCGGCCGAGAAAUCCAAAUCCAGCUUACUCAAACGGAUGAGCACCAUCGGGAAGAGGCGAGCGGAGUGCUCCACGCCCUCCUCCACCGACAUGGACCCCGAACUGGACAUGGACCCCGAACUCGAAUACGACUCGAAGCUCGACGAAAAUUUGAUCCUGGAAACGAGUCAGGAGCCCGAAAAUCAGGAGGCAGCUCCCGCGGAUAAUAUCGACCCGAAUCCUAGCACCUCAGUGCCGGAGUCCGUUUCGCCGGAGCCGCCGUUCAUACCCAUAGCGGUCGAGCAUCCGGUGGCGAUGCGGUGUUUCACGAAGGAGGCCUGGAAGCGGCGCAGCAAAACCGAAAUUCCGAAGCCGAUCGAGGAGUCGGGUCCCGGCAGCGCCUUCAAGCGGCGCAUCGCAUUCGUGGCGCAGACGUCGGCCGCGAUGUCGGAGGACCGCGACGACGACGACGACGAGGACGAGGACGCGGAGGCGGACGGGGGGGAGGUGGGGUCGCUGGAGGAGGCGGUGGCGCUGGCGCGGCAGCGGCUGGCGCAGGCCGCGCACUCGCCCGCGCCGCCGCAGUCGAGCGACAACAACGAGCCGGACGAGGAGGGGCGCGCGGACAGCAUGCCGGCCUACGGAGACCUCAUCGAGCCCGAGCACAAGGCUGAGGCCGACGAUGAACCGGCCCAUGCCACUGCAAGUGCUGAGAGGCGGGAGCAUUUAUACAAGAUCCUGGUGAUUGGAGAGCUGGGUACAGGGAAGACGUCCAUCAUCAAGCGAUAUGUACAUCAGUUCUUCAGUCAGCAUUAUAGAGCGACGAUCGGAGUGGACUUCGCCCUUAAAGUGCUCAAUUGGGACGCUAAUACGAUUAUCCGGCUACAAUUAUGGGAUAUUGCAGGUCAAGAGCGUUUCGGCAACAUGACCCGUGUGUACUACAAGGAGGCCGUGGGUGCUUUCAUAGUGUUCGACGUGUCGCGAGUGGCCACAUUCGACGCGGUGGUCAAGUGGAAGAACGACCUGGACACCAAGGUGCAGCUGCCCGACGGGUCGCCCAUACCGUGCAUACUACUGGCGAAUAAGUGUGACCAGCAAAAAGAGGGAAUAGUGAAUUCCCCCACAAAAAUGGACGAAUACUGCCGGGAGAAAGGCUUCGCGGGUUGGUUUGAGACAUCUGCAAAGGAAAACAUCAACAUUGAGGAGGCAGCACGAUCUUUAGUUAAUAAGAUUCUUCUAAACGACAAAUUACUACAAAGCAACGAUAAAGAUGGCGAGAAGUUCGGACUUGAUCACAAGAUAGCCAACGGCGAGAACAAUCGAGAUACGAGUACAGGCAAGUCCUGUGCGUGCUGACCAACCGGUGCGAGAAUAGACGACGAUUAUAACGUAAUUGUGGGUUUGCAUAACGAUGUAAUGAUUUCUAUGUUCCCCGUUUUGACGAGGCUUGUUAUAAUAUACAUAGUUUCGUGUCACGUUCACGAUCUACCAAUCAAAUCAAGGUAACUAGAUCUUAUGGAUAAUAAUAAUUAUUAAAACUUGUAGUAAUUAACUAUUAGAUUAUAACAGUUAUUAUUAACAUCUUGUUGAUUCAAUAAACAUUGCAAAAUGUCACAGACAACAUUAAUAUAAAAGGCUUCAUAAAUAUUGCAAGACGUAACGGUCAAAAUUAAUAGAGCAGUGAUUCUAACACAGUGAAACAAUAUUGUAUGACACAUCGACUUACAAACAUCGAUUUUUGUAAUUAAAAUUUUACUAACUAAUAGAGCCAUGUUCACUAAGUAACUAAUUUUAUUUUUAUUUGUUUGUAAACAUUACUUCGUUAUGUUAACCUGGCUUAAGUUUAUAGCGAUCGAAUCUAUUGUUUAAGAGUUUUAUUUUAUCUGUGGAAAUGCCCGACUAUCUGUGCCCGACUACUGUGGAAAUGACUAUACUAAUAAACAAUAACGAACGAACAAAUUAGUAGUACAUAUUAUUUUACUAAGUUACUGUAAUAGCUAUAUCACACGUUGGGCCAGCGAAUUGAUCCAAUACCCAGGCCAUCGUGACUCGAGAGCCAUUAAUCAUGUCACGUGUGAGCGACUAACAUAUAAUACUGAGUGGCCUAAUAUUCGUUGGCUUAAGUACAUUGGUCCAUCGUGUUAGGGCCUUUAGAAUAUUACCACAUAGAGAAAGAUCCAAUGCGCGCAAAUGAGCUCAGCGUAUUCAGCACAGGCAGUUUUUGGCUACCUUAGGCUAAGCUUGACAUCGCAUGUUUCUAUGGCUGAGAUCUGUAGAGUGCUGACUCUCUGACUUUGCUCAAACUUUACUUAAAGUUGACGACGACUAAAAAUUAAAAAAUAAAUUACGGCAGACUUAUAUCUAUUUCUGAUAUAUAGAGCUAUAGAUCUCUGACUUUGCUCAGAUUUUACUUAAAGUAAUUUAAAGGACGUAUGAAUUUUUUUUUUAUAAAAUUAAAAAUGUAUGCCUUUAUGUUGGAGCGAAGUCGGAGCAAUAGAUCUCAUUUGUAGAGGCAUGUGACAGAGAGCUCAGCCUAAGUCAGCCAAAUGCUGACUGAGCUGAAUACGCUAAGCUUGUUUAUGGGUGAGUGUGGCUGUUACAGCGAGUUAUUUUGACUGGAUUUUUUGUUACCUUUAUGUUUUGUGGUAUUUCUCAAAAUGGGGGCAAUGAAGGCAUUAACUCAGAGAUUGUGUAAUUCGUUGAAAAAUUGCGUAGAUGCGAUGAACUUGCGUAUUUGUUAUGCGUGGUAAUAGUACAAUAUUUAUUCAAUUAUAUUGUGAAGAAUUUGUUCCUCUGUGCUGCUCUGUUAAAUCGCAAAAAGCUUUAACUUUUAGUUCAUAAAAAGCAGAGAAUAUGUUUUUAGUAUAUUAUACUUCAAGUUAGCCUUACUAAGUACAUCAGCUGAAUGUGACAGAUAAAAUAAUACCUACUUAAUAUAAUAUGAUACUUGCCAAAAAUGACCAAGCCAUGUUGCCUUAUAGUGUGUAGUAAAAAUUACAUUUAAUGGGCCUUUUACUUUUUAAGUGAUUUGACUUUCAAGUGCCUAAUGCCUAUUUAUCGUUGUUUUUUUUUAUUAAAACUCCAUUUUUGUUUUUUUUUGUUUACAAAAUAUAGUCAUUAAACUUAAUGUAGGCAUUUUUCUAUGUUUUUAAAAUAAACACCUCUUCUUUAAGUGAACUGUUUAUGCAAAUUUCAUGUUCAUUAUACGAGGUUCAUAUGUUGUCAUCAGAUAUUUUAGGUUAAAGCGAUGUAAAGAAAAAAUCUUAAUCUAUGAUUGCAACAAUAAAUUGUUCUCCUUGACUAGUGGCAACUUUAGCUGCGAAAAUGUUUUGUUAGAAGUGCACAUCGAGUGUGCCCUUAGCCUUAUUUUGUGUAGACGGUUGAAUUAUUUCGUUAUAACUUCUAGGGGUGGCAAGUUUUUAAAAUAUAACAGUGCAUUGUCAUCCUUUAUUUUCCAAAUAAAAGUGAACCUGAAAUCUACGGGAACAAUCAAUACAGAAAAAAAAAUGAAAUACAGCUCGCCACGCUUUGAACUUUUAAUUUAUUAACAAAUCUACAAAAAUUACAUAAACUGUUACUAACAUUUACCUUAUAUUUUACUUUUUAAUGAAAAAUACGUAUUUAAACACUAUAUGUAUAGGUAUUGUUUUAAAUUGACGACCUUGUGUUACUACUUACCUAAUAUUAAUGACUAACGUUAAUAGAAUGAAGUGUCCACUAGCAAUAAAACUAGCGGAAGUCAACUCUGGCAAGUCACUAACAAUAUGAGCACUUACGAGUAAAUACUGAAACUUGCAAAAAGUUUAUUUACAGCGCUUUUCAGAGUACUAAAAUUAGAAGAAUUUACUUGCUGUGAGCAAAAUUCUGCAAAUUUUAUUGUUAGUGGACACUUUGCUUAGUUAACGAAAUAUUUUUUCAUAUCAAUAUUUUGAAAAAAAAAAUUAUAACGAAGUGCCUCUUUAUAUCGAAUUUACAUAAUUAUGAUUGUAGGUAUAUUGACUCUCUAAUAAAGUGUUAAUCUAAUUGAGUUUUACUUGAAAUAAAAAACAAUUAUUUAUUUAAUCAAUAUUAUGUUAGGUGAAAUUAAUAAUUGUUUGAUUUUAUUAUUAAAUAAUAAUAAUUGUUAUAAAUAUAUUGUUUCGUAAUGAGUGAAUGAGGCACCCCUAUUGUAAAACAGUAUAAGGCCGGCCGCAAAUAGACACCAACUUUGUCCAGCGUAUUUGAAAUAUGCAUUAUAAUUUUAGAUACAAACUUAUUUUUUUCUGCUUAUAUUAAAGAAGUUUAAUUUUUUAUAUUAUUAAUCUCGUAUCCCUCGUCAUUUAUCUUAAUAAUGUCUUUUUAAGGAAAUUAUUAGACAUUUUGUUCACGCAUCGCGAGUUUUGAGUGCAUGUUAUCUCUAAAUGAUUGUGAUGUGUUAGGCCAUUGCGCCCGGCCUUAUAAAAAUAUUUUAUAUGUGUAACCAAAUUAUACUUAUUAUUCAGUUUUUUGUUAUCUUGAGAGUUACUAUUAAUUGUAAACUUUAUUCUGAAAUUGUUAAGUGCCAUUUUCGACUGGAUAUUUAACAUUUUGGACAUCGUGUAUAUUAUUCGAGUUAUCUUAUUGUAAUAAGUAUUACUUAUUGUGUGAGAGCGCGUGAAAUUACUUUAUAAUAUAAUAAAAUGUUCAAAUG
Molecule: messenger RNA, 4963 nt
Organism: Maniola jurtina (meadow brown)
Lineage: Eukaryota; Metazoa; Arthropoda; Insecta; Lepidoptera; Nymphalidae
Gene: Rab32
Product: ras-related protein Rab-32
Exons: 5
Coding region: 16-1650 (544 amino acids)
Biological process (GO): endosome to lysosome transport; phagosome-lysosome fusion
Cellular component (GO): lysosome; Golgi apparatus; phagocytic vesicle
Molecular function (GO): GTP binding; GTPase activity
Source: RefSeq, a predicted model, not a curated record